Molecule: messenger RNA, 514 nt
Organism: Cynara cardunculus var. scolymus (artichoke)
Lineage: Eukaryota; Viridiplantae; Streptophyta; Magnoliopsida; Asterales; Asteraceae
Product: phylloplanin-like
Exons: 2
Coding region: 17-478 (153 amino acids)
Source: RefSeq, a predicted model, not a curated record
UCAUAUAUCUAUCUAUAUGGCCAUGGGGAGUUUGAAAUAUGUUGCGUUUUUGCUCAUGGUUGUAUCGACAUCACAUAUAGCAGAUGCUCAACUUUCAAGACUCCUCAAUCUCAUCAACAUCUCUGGAUUGGUAUCAUGCUCUCUCAAUGGCAACAUCAUUGCCAAUCCCACUACCCCAAUCCCCCCAUUCCCAAAUGCUUUGGUUGAAGUAUCAUGUGGUGGAAAUGUGAUAUCAUCGGCCAUAACCAAUGGAUCAGGAAUGUUUAAUAUAAUUUUGAAUCCGCUUCAGUUUCUUCUAAGCAACCUUCUGUCAUCGAAUUGCAAUGUGCAUGUUGUUACACCACUUUCCAAUUGCAAUGCAACCCUACCAUCAACUGGAAUUCUGCAAUCUCCACUACAAUUCAUUGGCACCACCGCUCGAGGCCUCUUCAACGUUUUCAACUUAGCGCCUGAAACAUUCCAGCUCAUCGGAAUUUGAUCAAAUAUAUAAUAUUAUAAUGUACCAUCCAAUAAA